Messenger RNA from Quercus lobata, 742 nucleotides. RefSeq names its product BANQUO 3 (gene BNQ3). NCBI's taxonomy places the organism in Eukaryota, Viridiplantae, Streptophyta, Magnoliopsida, Fagales, Fagaceae. Gene Ontology annotation, biological process: regulation of DNA-templated transcription; regulation of growth. The record is from RefSeq and is a predicted model, not a curated record. Gene Ontology annotation, molecular function: protein dimerization activity. Bases 298 to 573 code for a protein of 91 amino acids. The transcript is spliced from 2 exons.
CCAUGCAAUUGUCUUCUGUAUUCCCCAUCCCAACACCCACUACUUGUGUUCUUGUGCAAUUCAUUCAUUAUCUUUCUACUUCAUCUAAUUUCAAAGUCACCAGUACUAUCUUUUUGUCCAUAACUUCAUUGUCUCCGACACUGUCUCUAUCACCAUUUCUCUUUUGAAAGUUGUUUGUUUCUCUCUGACAUACAAAUCUCCUUCUCAUUUGUCUCCUUCACUUCUCACUUCUCAUUUUUACCUCUCUCUCGCUCUCUCUCUCACACACACACACACACACACAUUACCAUAAUAAACAUGUCUAGCAGAAGGUCACGGUCGAGGCAAUCUGGUGGUUCAAGGAUCACUGAUGAUCAGAUCAACGAUCUUGUUUCCAAGUUGCAACAGCUUCUUCCUGAGAUUCGUGAUAGACGCUCUGACAAGGCUUCAGCUGCCAAUGUGUUACAGGAGACGUGCAACUAUAUUAGAAACUUGCAUAGAGAGGUUGAUGAUCUAAGUGAGCGACUGUCUGAGCUAUUGGCUACUACAGACACUGCCCAAGCUGCUAUAAUUAGGAGUUUACUUAUGCAGUAAAGCUAGCUAAUUAAGGAAAAAAAAAAUUAAGGCUAAAUUAGCAGUUCACUUAUGCUAGCUACGUACCCUUCUGCUUUUGUACUCCUCUUUCUAGGUUUCGUUACAAGAUCACUAGAAUGUAGCAGUUGAACUAUUAAUCUUCUUUUUUUCGCAAAGCUAUGUUCGAAAA